Messenger RNA from Episyrphus balteatus (marmalade hoverfly), 2115 nucleotides. RefSeq names its product zinc finger protein 502-like. Bases 178 to 2061 code for a protein of 627 amino acids. Gene Ontology annotation, cellular component: nucleus. The record is from RefSeq and is a predicted model, not a curated record. The transcript is spliced from 7 exons. Gene Ontology annotation, molecular function: zinc ion binding. Lineage: Eukaryota; Metazoa; Arthropoda; Insecta; Diptera; Syrphidae.
UAUCCCCUGCAAUUUUUCGUUUUCGAGUAAAAAAUAAACACAUUUGUUUUUUUAUUUAAUGAAAAGAUAUUAAAUUGAAUUAAAUAUUAACAAAUAAUUAUUUUCAAGAAUUAUUAUUCACUGAGAAGUGAAUUCCUUUAAUGAAACCAUAAGAAACGUCUAUCAAUAUACUUGAAAAUGAGUGUAGCCGAAAAGACUUGCAGGACCUGUGGCAAGGCGUAUGUUGUUGAAGAUGGAGCAGGUCUUUGUCCGCUCUAUAACUCAUUGGAAUAUGAAACAGAAAUCAAAAUGGCUUUAGAAGAGUUCGAUAUAUGGAACCUAAAUAUUAGCCAAAACGAUGGUCUCCCACAAAAAAUUUGUCUAACAUGUUUCGAUAGUUUUUGUCAAAUUCAUAAUUUCCGUUUAAUGUGUCUCGAAGCUCAAAUGAAUUUCAGUGAAAUGUGCACUGGCUUGGAUAUAAUAAUUCAAGAUGAUAAUAUAUCUGACGAAGAAUAUGAUUUCAAUGUAAAUGGCGAAUCAUCAGUAAUUGUUCAGGAACACUACACAUUUCCUGGAGAUGAACGUUUGAAAAAACCAACAACAUCUACAGAAGAAUCAAACGAUAUUGAUUCACAUGAGGAUGCUGUUGAUGAAACAAUAAAUCGAGAAGAUUUUGAUUAUAUUAUAGAGAAAGAAGAAGAAAAAUUGGAUGGAAUUCCAACGGAAGAAAACGGUGAAACAGAACAACAAGAAAAAGUUGAAAAACCAAAAACAGCCAAUGGCACCGAAGAAGAAAAUGAAAUUCAUUUAAGAAAAUACCUAUGUGAGUAUUGCAUGUAUUUCGAGAGUUUUGAUGACGCUGAUGAUCUCAAUAGUCAUUAUAAUGAAAUGCAUUCUACUGUUUUACCAUAUCCAUGUCCUAAAUGUGAUUUGCGUUUUGACAAGCUUGCCAAGCGAAACAGUCAUGUUCGGUCUCAUUUUGAUGUGAUUCCUUUGGAAUGUAAAUAUUGUAGUAAAAAGAUUCGGGGCGAUAGCGUAUUGAUGGCUCAACAUGUGGCAUAUUUCCAUAUCGAAAAGGAUCGCGAAUGUCCCGAAUGCCAAUUAAAGUUUCAACAAAUUUCGUUGGAUAAAUACUAUUAUCACAUGAAGUGGCAUAAUGAAUCCAAAUUGCGCAAAUGUAAGUUUUGUGAUAAAAAGUUUAUUCAAUCGCCACAUUUACACAUGCACGAAAGGACACACACAGGGGAGACGAAGUUUGUAUGCAAGGAAUGUGGAUUGGGAUGUAAAACCAUGGAUCUGCUUAAAAAGCAUAUUCUCUUGCAUGAGAACAAAGAAUUAAUCGAAUGUCCUAAAUGUCCUAAAAGAUACUUUACCAAACCUGGUCUCAAGCUGCACAAUCAGAAAACCCAUCAUCCAGAUAAGAAGCCCUCAAUUUGUAAAAUCUGCGAUAAAACAUUUCAAUAUAACCAUGACUUGGUAAUACACAAUCAUAAAAAACAUGAUGGACCUGUUCCAAAACUAGUUAGACGAACCGGGAAACCCAUAACAGCUGCAUGUGCAGCGCUAAGAGUAAUAAAAAAACAGAAAAAACGAGACUUUGUUAAACCAUUUAAAUGUGAUAAAUGCGAAGAAGCAUACGUGUUGGAGGAACAAUUAAAAAGGCAUGUGAAAGUUCAUGAUGAAUACCGGCCACAUACGUGUAAAUUCUGUUCAAAGUCUUUCAAACGUGACGCACACUUGAAAUUACACGUGAACAAUAUACAUUUUAAUAGAAAACCAUACAAGUGUUCAAUAUGUGGAGCGGCAUUUGUUCAAAAGAGUCAUUUAACUGAUCACACAGCUAUUAGACAUGAAAACAAAAGAAACUAUCAGUGCAAGGUUUGCCACAAGAAGUUCGGAACUUGUCAGAUUCUGAAAACUCAUAUGCUGAUACAUUCAAAUGAUAGGCCAUAUAUUUGCUCGAUAUGUGAUAAAGGCUUCAAACAAUUGAUGGUUCUUAAAUCUCACAUGACUUACAUGCAUUAUUGGAAAAGUGAAGAUGCAGAAAAAAAACUAAAUAAAGUUAAAAAUGAAAUUUUAUAAUUCUCAAAUUAAAAAAAAACAAAGCUUUACAAAAAAGUACAAAUGUUUUUUUAA